AUGGCGGACAGUACAGUGUCAUUACGGUCACAUAGAAAACCCAAUCUGAACCUGGUGUUGUGUGGAAGUGAUGCAGCUCAGAAUGCAGUAUCAAAAUGUUUCAGAGAUGAAAAAACACUUUUCUCAUCACAUCAAAGAGAGUUUAGAUUUGUGUGUCAGAUGGAGGAGAAGCUUCACGGCCGUCAGAUCACUCUGGUGAAACUUCCAGCUCUCACUUGGCUCUCAGAGGAUGACGUAAGGCGUCAGACUCUACGCUGUUUGUCUUUCUGUGAUCCCGGAGUUCAUGUUUUCCUCCUGAUUAUUCCUGAUGAUCCACUUAAUAAUGAAGACAAAGCAGAAAUAGAGAAGAUCCAGAAGAUAUUUGACUCCAGAGAGCAUUUCAUGGUGCUUUUCAUAACAGAGCUCACUGUUAACAAAAGAAUUACAGAUUUAGUCACAUCCAGGCCAGAAUCUCAGAGGUUAAUCAGUCUCUGUGGAGGUCGAUACUGUAUGAUGGGGAUAAAUGAACCUGAAAACAGACAGAUCCCAGAACUGCUGGAUUAUAUAGAGAACAUGAAGACUGAACCGUAUUCACUUCAGAUGUAUGUGAAAGCUCAGGAGAACAGAGUCAGACGGGAAACUGAAGAAAAAUAUAAAAAAGAACUGAAGAGAAUGGAGAAUAAAAUCAAAGAGUUUCAAUUACAGGGUGCUGAAGGUGAAGCAGAUGAUCAGAAGUGUCUGAGGAUUGUACUGAUUGGAAGGACAGGAAAUGGAAAGAGUGCAACAGGAAACACUAUUCUGGGAAGAGAGGAGUUUCACAGCCGAAUGUGCACAGAUUCAGUGACGACUGCAUGUGAAAAGAGAAUUGGUGAAGUUGAUGGUCGAUCAGUAGCUGUUGUUGAUACUCCAGGACUCUUUGACACAAUACUGUCAAAUGAACAAGUGGUGGAUGAAAUAUUGAAAUGUGUUUCUAUGUCGUCACCUGGACCUGAUGUGUUUGUCAUUGUGUUGAGUUUGGGAAGAUUCACCAAGGAAGAAGCAGACACUGUAGAUCUGAUAAAACAGAUCUUUGGUCAUGAAGCUUCUCAGUUCAGCAUCGUUCUGUUCACUAGAGGAGACGAACUUGAUGAAGAGUCCAUAGAAGAUUAUGUCAGGCAAAGUAAGUCUACAGAACUGAAGAAACUGAUCAGAGAAUGUGGAAACAGAUUCCUGGCUUUCAAUAACAGAGAAAAACAAGACAAAACUCAAGUGAUUAAGCUGUUAAACAUGAUAGAGGAAAUGAAAAACAGUAACGAGGGUCGAUACUUCACUAACAGCAUGUUUGAGGAGGCAGAGAUGUCCAUUAGAAAGAAAAUGGAGGAAAUACUGAAAGAGAGAGAGAGAGAGAUUGAAAUCCAGACCCAGAUAUUACAAGCCAAAUAUGAGAGGGAAAUGAAAAACAUGACACUGCAACUAGAAGAAGAAAAACAAAGAGCAGGUGAGGAGAGAAUGAAAAUGCAGAAUCAAAUCAGAAAAGAGAGAAGAGGUAAAGAACUAGCAGAGAAACAAAUGGAAUAUCUUCAGAGACAGAAAACAGAACGUGAUCAAAUCAAAAAGAAUCAUGAAGAUGAAAUGAGGAGGAUUCAAAUGAAAUAUAAAGAUGAUGCUAGAAGAAGAGCAGAAGAAGUGAAUGAGUUCAGAUACCAAAAAGAUCAGUGGAUUUGGGAUCUCGGUGAUAGGCUGGAGGAGCAAGAUGAUCAGAAUGAAUUGCUGAAACAAUUGUUUGAAGAGUUGAAAGAGGACAAAAAGGGGACAAAGAAGAAAAAUCAGAAACCAAAGGGCUGUGUUAUGUGUUAA
Molecule: messenger RNA, 1815 nt
Organism: Sinocyclocheilus grahami
Lineage: Eukaryota; Metazoa; Chordata; Actinopteri; Cypriniformes; Cyprinidae
Product: GTPase IMAP family member 8-like
Exons: 3
Coding region: 1-1815 (604 amino acids)
Molecular function (GO): GTP binding
Source: RefSeq, a predicted model, not a curated record